AAAUACUCCAUAGUUACGAAAUUAUUUAAGCUAUUCUUGAACCUCAUGAACUCCGAUUGGGGCAGAGGUUUUUUAGCGACGACAGUGAUUUUUGGACUAUGGCAUUACCAGCGACGACGGCCAUUUACGGUGACUCCAAGUAUUUCAUUAUAAGUUACGGGUAUUAAGCCUAUUCAAAUAAAAAUUGUCUGUAUUUUAGUUUUUAGAAGUUCACGUCUCCAACUAUAUCAUAUUUCAACGUUAAAAAAAUUAUUCAUAUUAUUCUAUUUACUAUUUUUUUGAAAUUGUUCGAAUUUUUCUUUAGUCCUUACUAAAGAGUAAAUGAAAGGUAAUUGUUAGAGGUGUAAGAAUUAGGAGAGGCUGAUAUUAGAGACACAAACGAAGAAAAAUUGCUGAAAAGUCAAAUUCAGGAAUAGAAAGUAAAUGAAAAAGAUAAAAAAAAUAUAUCUUACCUAACUCAACUUUAAAUUUAGAUUAACGUAUAAAUUAAAUUAUUGGUAUGAUUUUUUGUAUGAUAUAUUAGUUUUUAAUAUGUAAAUACUUAUUCAACUAUUAGAAAAUAUGCUCAAUAAAGUUCCCAUCAACAUUGUUUUCUGUAGAAAAUAUAAACUCAUUUAAAACAUGUAUUAGGAGAUUAAUAGUAUGAAAAAGAACAUUAACAAAUCAAUCAUUAAUUACAUGAUAUAUAAUCGUGGUGAAUUGACGAAGCAUAUAUUUUGCAAAUAAAAAAUGGUUGAAAAUAGAUAAAUACACACACGUUUGAGGUAUAUAUAAAGUGGUAUCUCAAAUCUUAUGUAGCCACCACACAUUACUACUUUGAAAAUCAAGCCGAAUGGAUAAAUCUUCCCAACUCUACCUGCUUCUAACAUCACUCUUUCUUCUUCAAUGGUUGAUUGAUUAUAGCUCAGCCAACUCAGACAUCAACACUGAUCGUUCUUCACUUACUGCCUUCAAAUCUCGAAUCUCUUUAGAUCCCCAUAAUAUAUUGACCAAAAAUUGGAGCAGUGAGAGCAAUAUUUGUAGUUGGGUUGGAGUUACUUGUGAUUCUCGCAAUCAUAAGGUGACUCAGUUGAAUAUAUCAUCCAUGGGUCUUGUCGGAACCAUUCCUCCAGAAAUCGGAAAUCUUUCCUUUCUCGUCUCGUUAGAUGUGAGCGAGAACUUUUUUUAUGGUCCUAUUCCCACAUCCAUUUUCAACAUGUCAACUUUAGAAGUUUUGUGUUUGAGGAAUAAUAGUUUGUCUAGUAGUCUACCCCUUGAUAUGUGCAUACACAAUCAACAUAGACUAAAAAGACUUCGUAUUUCUUAUAACAAGUUGUAUGGGGAAAUACCAUCGACUUUGGAGAGAUGUUUGAAUCUUGAGUAUAUUUCUUUGCAUAGCAACAACUUCCGUGGACACAUGCCAACACAAAUUGGAAACUUGCCAUUGCUUCAACACUUAUUCUUGAGUGCCAACAACUUCAGUGGUUCUAUUCCACAAUCCAUUUGCCACUUGAGAUCCCUCCAAAUCCUCUAUUUAUUAAAAAAUAAUUUGGAAGGAGCACUUCCAGCUUGUCUUGGAAACUUGAGCAGAUCUUUGUCUAUCCUCAAUUUGAAUGGCAAUAAACUUACCGGCGUCAUCCCAUAAACUUUCACAAAGGGUUGCAGUCUUCAGGCAAUCAAUCUAUAUGGAAACAAGCUGAAAGGAACCCUACCUCGGACCCUAGCCAAUUGCUGGGGUCUGUUGGGCAUCGAUGUUGGUGAUAAUGAAAUACGCGAUGCAUUUCCCUUUUGGAUGGAAAAACUCCCUCACCUUCGCAUCCUUGUCUUGAGGUCAAAUAAGUUCAAUGGUAAGAUGUUGGUGGAUUCAAAUUCAAACACUGAGCAGUUGUUUCCAAAGUUGCAAGUCUUGGAUGUAUCAAACAAUGCCUUUGUCGGUUCUCUACCUGAUAGAUACAUAAGUAAAUUUCGAGGUAUGGUAGAUGCAGAGAAAAACCAGACGGAUGAUGAAUCAUAUAUGUUUCUAACAUUAAUAGAACUGAGGCUCACAUUGAAAGGAUUGGAUCAGUCAUUGAAGCGACUGCUAAAUACCUUUACCACCCUCGACUUAUCCUCCAAUAGAUUCUCUGGGAACAUUCCACCUUCUAUAGGGAAUCUUAACUCUCUUAGAUACUUGAAUCUAUCUUACAAUACCCUCACAGGGCAUAUACCUUCAUCUCUAGGGCGUAUGAGUAUCCUCGAGUCAUUGGACUUGUCUUCAAACAUACUGGAUGGAGAUAUUCCAGAUGAAUUGUCAAGGUUGACAUUUCUUGAAAAGUUAAAUCUUUCGAUGAAUAAUCUUGAGGGGAAAAUACCACAGUCCACUCAACUUUCCACGUUUGGUAACGAAUCAUAUGUUGGAAACGCAGGAUUGUGUGGAUUUCCAUUGAUGAAAGAAUGUGAUCCGACCGUUGGAAUACCACCACCACCACCGUAUGUGGAAGUGGAAUCAGAUAGGGAGAUUAAGUGGGAGUAUGUGUUUGCUGCUGCUGGAUAUGUUGUGAGCUUAGGAAUCUUUUCCUGGUUGAUUUUAUUUAGCCCAAGUUUCAGGUACAUAUACUCUGAGAAAGUUGACGAUGUUUUCGAGAAAAUCAUAGAGUGUUGUCAGCGCCGUAAGAAAAGAGAGAGACGAAGAAGAGCUUUGAGGAAUCAGGCUAGAAGACAGCAGAGAGGAUGAGGCUAUUUAGCUUGUUAGCAGACAAAAAUAAAGAAGAAUGUGCUACUAAUAGUAUUAAUGCUAUUAUUCUGCAACUUAAGCAUAAUAAUAGAAUUAUUAUUGUUAGUACUAGUAUUUCUAAUUACAAUCACUAUUAUCCUAUAAAAUAUAUUUUUUUAAAGUAUCUCAUGCAAAA
Molecule: messenger RNA, 2867 nt
Organism: Salvia splendens (bonfire salvia)
Lineage: Eukaryota; Viridiplantae; Streptophyta; Magnoliopsida; Lamiales; Lamiaceae
Product: receptor-like protein Cf-9 homolog
Exons: 2
Coding region: 1772-2692 (306 amino acids)
Molecular function (GO): protein binding
Source: RefSeq, a predicted model, not a curated record